AUCAGCAAACGAGACAAAAAGAGACAGCAAGUGGGGGUACGACUCAACAAACUAGAGGUGAUGUUCCGUAAUGACCGCGACAAUUUCUAUCGAAGUCUGCUUCACGAGCUUCAGACCAAACUAGCCAUGCUUCAGCAGGGCACCAAUGAAGAGCUUGUAGCGAAAAAGAUAAGGCUAGAAGAGGAACGUGACUACGAGCUCACCAAGUUGCGUCUCUGGGAAGAGUACCGAGUCAAACGAAUAGAGUCUGAGUACAAUGAGGAUCUCAGCAAAGCCAAAGACAACCACGACAAGAUGAUCAAGCUCAUCAAGGAAAAGCUCUACGACAAGCUUCAAAACCAGAUCAAACAGCUCAAAGAAGAUAAAUUGCUUCUCAAUUUAGUGAACGGAAAUUCGUGGAGCAAUUCACCAACCCAAAACGCGUCAACGGCAGCUGCCCUAUCAGCUGCUGCUGCAGCAGCGGGAAGUCUUUCACUCAACGAUAGACGUUCCUUACGAAAGCGUGAAUUGAGUUCACGCUUUACAGCUGGCGAGGCUGACGACUUAUCUGACGGUGGCUUGGGAGCAGGCUCUACCACCGGUAACGCUUCUUCCAUACCCAGUGGAUAUGUGCUGGCUACUGGCAAACGUAGACGUCUCUAUGCCACAAGAUACUCUUCUAAUGAAGAGUUGUCGCUGGGAAUCACCAGUAAUGGAGCUGCUGGAAAUCCGCCCGGAUCUUCGUACCGGAACGGAAACUCCGUGGCAGUUUCCAGUGGCUACGACUCCAAUCUCAGCGACAAAGACUACGACGCAUUGAACCUGUUGAUCAUGCACAACGAUGACGGCGGAGCUUCCUUGGUGCUAUUGGAUAAGAACUCUAGCAGCAGCAAUAAUAAUAAGCCUAAUACCAGAGGCUCGCACAAGCAGUUUGUCGGAGUACAAGGGUUGAAGCCCGAGGAGUUGAACGAAGACUUGAGUCUCUUAAGAAAUGCGAUAGUCAAGAAGGAGAAGUAA
This is a messenger RNA of Scheffersomyces stipitis CBS 6054, 996 nucleotides long. RefSeq lists its product as uncharacterized. The transcript has a single exon. Gene Ontology annotation, cellular component: Sin3-type complex. The record is from RefSeq and is a predicted model, not a curated record. NCBI's taxonomy places the organism in Eukaryota, Fungi, Ascomycota, Pichiomycetes, Serinales, Debaryomycetaceae. The annotation marks the transcript as partial. Gene Ontology annotation, biological process: negative regulation of transcription by RNA polymerase II. Gene Ontology annotation, molecular function: histone deacetylase binding.